Molecule: messenger RNA, 1338 nt
Organism: Nomia melanderi (Alkali bee)
Lineage: Eukaryota; Metazoa; Arthropoda; Insecta; Hymenoptera; Halictidae
Product: cilia- and flagella-associated protein 69
Biological process (GO): positive regulation of flagellated sperm motility
Cellular component (GO): non-motile cilium; sperm midpiece
Source: RefSeq, a predicted model, not a curated record
CUUAUAGAAUUGAUUAAUUAUAUUUUAACUUUUCGUAAAAUUGCAAUGAAGGAACAAAGAAUUUUAACACUAGUGUUAAUUUCAAUUGAGAGGCUUUUAAAGAAGCAAACCUUUUAUCAAGAAAUGUAUGGAGAUCAAAGUAUUGCAUUUGUUUUGGAACUUCUUUUCAGAUGUCUGUAUCAAAAAGAUACAGAAAUUCAGGUAGAUCAACGCCUUUUGGUAGCAUUAGGUUCAUACAUUUGGGAGUGUAUAGUGUCUUGCCCUCCAAAUCUUGAGAAAUUUAUGGAAACUGGAGCAGUCUAUGUUAUACUUGAUAUCAUUGAAAUUGUCCCAUACCCAUCUCAGUGUCUGUUUCUUAAUAUUUUAACUGAUAUGUGUGACAAUUUUUUCUGUGGGCCUUAUUUAUGUACUUGGAGAGGAAUUAACAAGAAAACAGGAUUAAUGUCCUUGUUAGCAACAAUAUGGAGGGAAGAAGAAAUCCGGCUUGAAGUUAAAAGAUGUCCAGAUGAUGAGGAAUCUCCUUCUAUGGGCAAGAAACAAUGGGUAGAAACUUUUCAAACAAAGUUGUUUGGACACGUUAGUCCAGCAAUAAAUGACAUGAUUGGUUCAGUUAGAGCAAAAAUAUAUAGUAUUAGGAAAAUUAUUGAAAGGGAUAAUGAAAGAUAUGAAAUGGCCAAGAAACAUUACAAAAUAUUAUAUUUUGACCUUCCAAUAGAGGACAGAAUCACAAUAUCUGCCAUAGAUUUGUAUUUUAAAUUGAAGUUAGGUCAAGUAUGGGUAGAACUUGAUAUGUACUUUGAACAAAUUGGUAUCACUCCACUUGGUAUGGAUGGACAGGCAAUAUUUUUGAUGACACAAAGAUAUCAUUCAUGGGGAAUAUUGUUGAAAGAAAGACAGAACAAAAUAAUCCAAUCCAUAAAAAGGGAUGAAGAUAUACAAGAAAAAGAUGAAUAUGCUAGAAUUCGAGAUUCUAAGUUAAUUCUGUCCUUGAAUGCAUUUGAUGAAUUAGAUUAUAUAUAUAGAACAACGAAUAGAGAAUAUAUGAUAAAGAAAAAGAAUGAACAAACAGAUCAAGUCCAUUCAGCUCUGAAUUUUCAAUCAAAGAAAAAUCACGAACACAAUCACAGAACGUUUAUGGCUAAAGUCCAUUUCACCGCAAUAUUUGAUCAAUACGUCACAUUCAGAAAUCUAACGUCCGAUUCAAAUUUUGGCCAAAUGAAGGUUCUUCCUGUUUCGCCUUGCGAAUCUCAUAUUUUCGACGAAACAGAUUCUUCUGAAAUUACAUCUUUGUCAAGCGAUAAAUUUUCCAAACUAGAAGAAUUCAACCAAGAAAUAUAG